UCUUGUAAAUUCUUCAACAUUAAUUUACCUAUCUUUCUUCCCUUUAAUAAUAUAAUUUUUGAAAGGGAAAAAAUGGGUAUUAUUGAUCACAUAUCAGACAUGUUUGAGGUUACUAGUACUAGGAAGAGCAAACGUAAACCAAUGCAGACAGUUGAAAUAAAGGUAAAAAUGGAUUGUGAUGGAUGUGAAAGGAGGGUUACUAAUGCAGUUUCAUCUAUCAAAGGUGUGAAAUCAGUGGAUGUAAGUAGAAAGCAAAGCAGAGUAACAGUGAGUGGUUAUAUUGAACCAAAAAAGGUGUUAAAAAAGGUGCAAAACACAGGAAAGAAGGCAGAAUUUUGGCCAUAUGUAGAUUACAAUUUGGUGUCAUAUCCAUAUGCAGUUGGAGCAUAUGAUAAGAAGGCACCCUCUGGCUAUGUGAGGGAUGUUCCACAAGCUUUUCAAACACCAAAUACACCUACUGAGAAAUUUACCUCAAUGUUUAGUGAUGAAAAUCCUAAUGCUUGUCAAAUCAUGUGAGAAAGAAUAUAUAUAUAAUGGAGAGAAGUAUUGAAAACACUUUUGAACUUGGCGUAAAUUAUCAGUUUCGUCUCUGAACUAUUGACAGGCUUUAAAACAUCUCUCUACUUGAUUAACUAAAUUUAGAUACAUACUUCGAUCUGUCACAUGAAAUAUAACAAGUGGUUUUAAACUCUUGUAGAAGCAUGUGACUCUUAAUAUAAAGCCGAGACUAGUGUUGAAAACACCCUUAAACUUAGUGAGAAUUUAGGAGUGUAUUUCACUCAUGCUGCAAGAUCAGAGGUGUAUUUAAAUUCAGUUAACCAAAUAAAAAAAUAUUUUUAAGAUUGUCAAUAGUUUAGAAAUGGAACUAAACAUUCAUGCCGAGUUUACUAAUGGAUUCAAUACUUCUCUCUAUAUAAUGCACUUGAAUUUUGUAUCUUGGAAUGUAGUGGGAGUACUAAAAUUUUGGUCUUAGACUAGUCAUAAAGCAAAAAAGUUUGUGUUUAGAUGUUCAUGAGUUGUAUAAUGGAAGUACUUUUCCGUGUACCUUUAUAUUAAUUAUAUGUUGAAAUUAAAUGAUUUUAUUAAGUCA
Solanum dulcamara is the source of this 1090-nucleotide messenger RNA. RefSeq names its product heavy metal-associated isoprenylated plant protein 20-like. Bases 73 to 516 code for a protein of 147 amino acids. Lineage: Eukaryota; Viridiplantae; Streptophyta; Magnoliopsida; Solanales; Solanaceae. The transcript has 3 exons. The record is from RefSeq and is a predicted model, not a curated record. Gene Ontology annotation, molecular function: metal ion binding.